This is a messenger RNA of Durusdinium trenchii, 2404 nucleotides long. NCBI's taxonomy places the organism in Eukaryota, Dinophyceae, Suessiales, Symbiodiniaceae. The record is from the annotation of a GenBank genome assembly.
UAAAUUUGUUCCACGUUCUGCAGCCUUGGGCGUAGUGCCCGCGCAGCAUGCAGAGCCAGCUGCUUCCAGAGGAGGCCUACGACUUCCAAGAUCUUUUCCAAGUAGUGGAGCAGCAGCAGCAGGCCCUUCUCCGCUUGGCAGACGAACACCGCGCUCAAUGGGAGGGAUCACUGAGAUGGUCCUCAAGGAAUAGACAUCUUCCGCCACCAGGCGAGGAGCGCUUCACGAAGUUGAGUGCGCAAUGCAUCGCCGAACAGCCUCAGCAGCCGGCCACCUGGGAUCCCGUACCUUCCAACCCCUUCGACGACGAGACCUUCGCCUACGAUGUGGAUGACCAUAUCAAGGUGACUGUCAACAACGAAGUGGUCUUUCCCAAGGACAUCCAGGUGCUGGAGGAGAGUUCUGAGCUUGCUUCUGGGCCGGUCGAAGCAGGCAGCAGCCGGAUGGGGCGGCACUCGGUGAUGUCAGCCAACGUGAAACCAGUUGACUUUCAUUUGACCGAGCGUUCAUUGCAGGGUGCGGCUUUGGUCAAGAACAGAUGCAGGAAGAUUUUGGAUGCCACCGCAACUGCACUGGUCAUUUUGAAUUGCAUGAUGCUCAUGGUGGAGCUGGAACUUGAGGGCAGAGCAGUGGGCUCCAAACUGGGACUUUCUGAAGGCUUAGAUUUGACGGAGCUCCUACGAUGGUUCCACGUGAUUGAUCAGAUCUUCAUUGCGAUUUUCUUGUUGGAGUUAGUAUUCAGAUUUCUGGUGGACGGCGUCGAAUUUUUCAAGGACGUUGCCAACGCUUUUGAUGCAUGCCUGGUGGUGAUCGGAUGUGUGGACAUCCUAGUGAUUGGCCCUGUGCUUGGCAAUGGCAACGCCGCCAUGAUGCGAGUGGUGCGUACAUUGAAAUCGCUGAGGGCUUUGCGACUGUUGCGCGCCUUUCGAUUUGUGCGGGGCUUGCGGCUUCUGGUGAAGGCAUGUCAGUGCUUCCUGCCCUCCUUAUGUUGGUCCAUGGUCCUGCUGGCCGUCUUCAUGUCAAUUGGGGCAUUGGUGCUCGGAAAUCUGCUUCUAGACUUCAGCGCCAAUGAACUGGAAAACUUCGAGGACCGGCAGUGGGUUUGGUCGCACUAUGGCACUGCUUAUCGUGCCUUGUACACACUUUAUGAAAUCACCUUCGCAGGCAACUGGCCGACGAAUGUCCGUCCCAUCUUGAACAAGGUGAGCCAUGUCUACUGCAUCUUCUUUGUGCUGUAUGUCACAGUCAUCAGCUUCGCAGUGAUUCGUGUAAUUUCUGCAGUGUUUCUCAAAGACACACUAGAUGCGGCGCAGAAUGACGCAGAGAAUUUGGUUGUGGAAAGGCUGCGGAAGAAAGACGAAUACGUGAGAAGAUUGGAGGCUGUUUUCAUGGCUAUUGAUUGUGGCGGUGAUGGCAUGAUCACAGAGCAGAGGCUGACAGACAUUUUGUCCCACCCGAAAGUGGCGGCGUACUUCCAAACUUUGGAUCUGGAUGUGCAAGAAAGCGCAAACCUUUUCCGCAUCAUAGAUGACGGUGACGGAGAGGUGACCUUGGAGGAAUUUAUAGACGGCAUCAUGAGAUGCAAGGGCCAGGCUCGUGCUGUGGAUCAGGUGGCCAUGCGCGCUGACCUGCGGCAGCUGGACGCCAAGGUGACGGAGCUGUUGAAGGUGCUGAGGCUCAGAGGCCACACGACCUAGCUGCCGCGCUGUGAUCGCACCUGGCGGAUUUGAAGACCUGUGUGAACCGAUGGGCCAUGUGGGUGAUGUAUUGGAAAAAAAACAUUAUACAUCGAUACGAACAUUCGCUUCAACGGAUCUUGAAGCCUCCAAAAGCAACAAACCGCGUGCCCUGCAUUUUUUGGGGAGCAGGUUGAGCAAGGCGAUGGUUUUGCAUGACAGGUGGGUGGAAAUUCCGAUUGCACCAGGCAGGGUCUUCCAUGAAUGGCCGAAGGCCAGAAUCGUUUCAGCCCUCCCCAGCUUCGAAGAAGCAGACAAGCGGGCUGAAAGAGAUUGGAUUGGCCAAGUCACUGUGGAGCCUGUUGGUGCCCAUGUGUCACGUAGAUAUGUUUUUCAUCUGAGAAGAGGCGGGUCUGCAUGACUUUCUGGCCACACACGCUGCACGAGCCGCGAGUUUCUUUUUUUUUGUGUGGCUUUAGCAGCACCACCUUCGAGGCCAUGUUUGAUAAAUCGUUGGGUGCCAGUGCCGGGGCGCCGACGUGCAGAAAGUGAGGCCAGGUGAAUGGCCAAAUCCAAGAAGGGUCAUUUUGUUUUUAAUAAUUAUGCGCUUUUUGACACCCCUCCAAAAGAUGUCAAGGUGCUAUGCUUCCUUGCUUUCGGCCCCAUCGAGAAUUUAUAUAUUGCAGAGACCAGUCGCCUGGAGAGGAUCAUGAUCUUCGCCAGAGGAA